Sarcophilus harrisii (Tasmanian devil) is the source of this 2514-nucleotide messenger RNA. It is a transcript of the gene CD58, whose product is annotated as CD58 molecule. The transcript is spliced from 6 exons. The record is from RefSeq and is a predicted model, not a curated record. Bases 413 to 1153 code for a protein of 246 amino acids. Gene Ontology annotation, molecular function: signaling receptor binding. Lineage: Eukaryota; Metazoa; Chordata; Mammalia; Dasyuromorphia; Dasyuridae. Gene Ontology annotation, cellular component: cell surface.
UGCUUGCUUUCCCCCUGUGGCUGACACUCAUCCAUGGAGUAAAGGUAGCUCCUCUCUCGGUGCUUUCCCCUCCCCGCCAAUUUAAAAAAAAAAAAACGGCGGGAGAUUAAUCCAGCUCUAACUCUCAAGUACACUAACGGACUAUUGACCGUGGCAAACCCCGCCCACAGCCCUGGCUUCCUCGGUGCCUUUUUGCGCUUCCUGAUCUUCAGCCCCUCGAGCCUCUGCGCCGCAAAGUCCCCACUUAAACUGCGGGACAGUUUUCAUCAAUGGCGUAUUCUAAAAACCACUUUGCAUGAGCCCAGAAACGAGUGCCGGACCUCCUUUUAACCACGGACCUAAUUUGGGAAGCCCCAGCUGCCUCUCUCAGAGCGCCCAGCUCGACUUCUUCUGCGUCUAGAUCCGCGACUCUAUGGCGUCGGACUUUUGGGGGGCAAAGAUCCUACUGGCAAGUGUUCUGAUCGGGUAUUUCGACUUCGGGAAGUGUGAGUCCAUGAAGAUAUUUGGCUGCAUGAACGAUUAUGUUACACUUUCACCACUUCAUCUAAACAUAGAGAAUUUAAAGAACUGGAAGUUUAACGAUAUUACCUGGAAGAAAGGGAAAGAUAAAGUAGCAGAUUGGCAAAAGAAUGAAAAUGUUAUGUACUUUGGAUCCUUUCUAAAAAGGGCUACUUUAGACUUGGAAUCUGGAAAUCUUACCAUCUAUAAUUUAACAAGACCUGAUGAAGGGGAAUAUAAAAUAGAAUCACUGAAUCUUCCACAAGGCAAGGCCGUGUAUCUUUAUGUUUUAGAGAAUCUUUCACAACCUAAUCUCUCCUGUUCAUUUGAGGAUGGAAAAAUUACGGUUUCAUGUGAAGGAUCAGAAGAUGAUCGUUUUCUAAAUUAUAAAUGGAAAUUUCAUGGAUCGUAUGUGAAUAUUUCUAAAUCACAGGUACAGCUAAAUAAUUCUGUAGAUUUCCAUCAAAGCAUUUCCUGCAUUACAUGGAACCCUGUAUCUACCAGUGAAUCUCCACUCUUUCUCCAGUCCUGUGUUCCAAAAGGGAAUCAGAGAAGACAUAGUUAUUUACUAAUUGGAGCAAUCCCAUUUGUAAUUGUUCUAUCCGUGGGAAGCCUUUGCAUCGUAAGAAAAUGGGGGUUAUUGAAUGAAAGAUGAACCCCAACGCCUAUAAAUGGAGCAAUGAAAAUAUCUUUGGAAAUUUCAUUUGAGUAUUUUCUUCAUAAAUAAAUGUAUAGCUGCUAAAACACUGGUUCUUCUCCAGCUAUAACUUCAAAAGGAAGUUGAAUUAAGAGGUCAGGAGCAACUGAGUUCAAAUUUGGCAUCAGACACUGAACACUUCCAAGUUGUGUGACCCUGGGCAAAUGACUUAACUCCAAUUGCCUCAGCCCCCCCCAAAAAAAACCCACAACAACAAAAAAAAAUCCCGCUGCACUUGAGCACAACAUCCUCUCAAGAAUUGUUUUCCUUUGGAGAGUUACUCUGUCGUCAUCACCAGCUGCCAUACCAGGCUAGCCAACCACCAGCUUGGCCCAAGAAGAAGUGGGACACAAUAAGCACUGGCAGAGCCAGCAGCAAACUGAGAAUUCUAUGGGAACAAAUUGCUUUUAUUUUGUGCAUUCAAGCUGGGGGCCUUUGGAAAAGGAAAUGGGUUUUUCUUUCUCUUUCUUUAGAAGAUCCUUUAAGGAAAAGGGAAGGCAAGAAGGGUGUUUAUUAUUGAUGACUUAUUCGGUACUGAUUGCAUUUUGCAUUAUCGAAUCCUAUGUAUUGUCAUAGCUCUGGCAGUGAAGCCAGUCAACAAGGAUGUCAACAAGAAUGAUUGAGCUAUAGCCCAAGGAAAGUGUUCUGCGCAUGUAUAUUUUUAUGCUUGUACAUAUUUAUGUAGAUAGAUAGAUGUAGAUAGGAUACACAUUUUUAAUAUCUGUGUAUGUAUUUUUUUGGUGUGUAUGUAUGUAUAUUUUUAAUUUAAAAAAAUUUUUAAGUGGGGGGCAAGUCAAGAUGGGGAAGAACAGACAAAAUUUUGUCUGUGAUCUCAUCUGAUCUCCUCUCAAACCAACAGCAGAUUAAGCCUCCAAAUUGGCUUUGGUGGCAAAGAAUCCACAAAUAUUUGGAAUAUAACACAUUUCUAGAAGUUAAUUUGGAAGAACUUCAGAAGAGGUCUGUUUCAAAUGGGCAGGGGGACAGUCUUCCGAGCCCAGACUUCAGCACAGGAAGAUGGGGCAAAGAGCUGGGGCAAGAGGCAGAGCACUGCAGCUUCCACGCAUCUGGGAAUCUUCUGUGAGCCUCUUAGGCUACUUUGUCCUAGUGCAAGCAGGUGGUUUGGCAGAUUUGCCACAAAAGGCAAAUUGUAAAUCAUUGAGCCAUGAAAGAAUACAGGACCUGGUCACAAUUACCCAGUAUUGGAAAUCAAUCAGCAGAACUGCCUCAGGGCAAAUUAAAGCAGCUAUCUGCUCCUUUUUGUUAAGAUCAGACCUUAAGCCUUUAAAAAAAAAAAAAAAAAAAAAAAAAAAAACUUCACC